CAGAAGAAGAAUUCCUCCAGUUCAGUAGGAUGCAGCAGAGAGCAGGUUUAUCAGACUGAAGAAGAAAAACAUCAGGUUGAGAGCACUUGCUGCUGUCAUUCAGUGUCUUUGCUGCAUUUAGGGACGUUUUUCCUUCAGGAUCCCGUGGAAAGGACUGAAUUUGAUUCUUUUAUUUGGUUGUUUAAAACCGCGUUCACGCAAAACCUGCACUAAAAGACAUGUUCUACAGGAUAUUCCAGCAGUAAAUAAAAUGGAUGUACGGCGAGCAUCUGAUUAGUUUAAAAAGUACAAAGUAACCCCAUCAAGAGAAAACGCUACCGCUUCACCUGCUUCAACAGAAGAUCGUUUUGUAAAUCUGACAACGGUUUCACACUUUCGCUGGAUUUACUUCAGAUUUACAGUGACCUGGACAGUUUUUAAGAAGCUCUCUUCAACAAACACAAGGCCGAUUUCUGUUGCUCAAACCUUGUGAGCCAUCAUGGCUAAAGUGCAGGUGCUAAACGUGGCUGUUCUGGAUAAUCCCAGUCCUUUUGGAAACCCGUUUCAAUUCGAAAUCACGUUUGAAUGUAUGGAGGACCUUCCUGAAGAUCUAGAGUGGAAGAUCAUCUAUGUGGGCUCAGCUGAGAGUGAGGAGUACGACCAGGUCCUGGACUCGGUUCUGGUCGGCCCAGUUCCUGCAGGCAGACAUAUGUUUGUCUUUCAGGCGGACGCUCCAAACACAGGGCUGAUCCCCGAGAGCGAUGCAGUUGGCGUGACUGUAGUGCUGAUCACAUGCACAUAUCGGGGACAGGAAUUCAUUCGCAUUGGUUACUAUGUAAACAAUGAGUACACAGACCCUGAGCUACGGGAAAACCCGCCUGUCAAACCCGACUACACACAGCUGCAAAGGAACAUCUUGGCGUCUAACCCCCGCGUGACCCGUUUCCACAUUAACUGGGAGGCAACUAUGGACAAGAUGGAGGAUUCGGAGAAUGUAGAUCCCGCCCCCAACGCCAUGCUCCCGCCCACCUCCAUGCCCGGCAAAGCCCCGCCUCUUGGACUCAUGCCUGACAACUCUAUGGACUGCUUAUAGAGCCUGAACACAACAACAACCUCACACAUAAAGUAAUAAAUGUGUUAUUUUGUAUUUAUACACCUACAUGUUCUUACGGUUGUGAUUGGACACACACACACACACACUCACACACACACUCAUCUCAAUCCUCUGGCACUUACUGCUCUGAUCACACACACCUGAAGCGCUCAGGCAGUGGUGGGACUUUGUCUUGCACUCCCUGUCCUGAACAGCAGGGGGCCAAACCUGCAGCACCAGCAGACAUGGACUGUUCUCUUCUGUUUUUCUGUGGUGCACAUCACUAUUGAGGUGAAUCCCAUAAAAACAUGUUCGGUUCGCAUUUUCUUAGAAAACAGAAGCUAUAUUUUGCAUAAAAAACAAAGUAUGUUUGUGUUUUGAGAUUGUUCACAAAUGUUUUCCCCCAAACUGUCAUUACUAUAAUCCAAAAAAACAAAGCUAAUUCUCAUUGCUGUAAUGCAAAGUGGUUUAUAAUAAUGAUAUAAUAAAAUUUAGUGUAAAUUAUUCAUACAUCAUGGUUGUGUUUAUUAAAUUACUGUUGAGAAUUACCGCUGAGAUUAAUAGGAAUUACCCCUCCAAAAAAAUGUUUUUCUUUUUUUUUUAAAUGUGACCUUGAUGUGUUCUUGUGAGAUUCAUCCUGUGAUACUUUAUGGUCAGAAAUCUUAGAAAGCUAUUUUUUGGGAAUAUUUUGUUCGGAUAUGAUCAGUAUUUGGAACUCGUCACAAUUCUAGCUCUGUUUCUGUUUUGUUGGGAUGUGAGAUUGUUUAGAAAAUUUUUGUUUUGUUUUAAUCUGAAUACAAGUUGGUUCUUUCGUUGCCUUUUUUUUCUUUCCAUGUGAUAUUUGUUAAUGAAAAGUCUUAGAUUUAAUAAAUAUGAACUUUUGUCUUUGUAAAACUGUCUUUGGUCUCUCUCCUCUUCUGGCUCUUUUGUACGGAUACACGCCCUAUGUGUGCCUUUUUAUGAUGUUGCUAAGCAACAGCUAUUAGAGAUGGCACUUUGGGCUGCUCCACCUUUGAUCCACACAUCACAUCAGACAACUACUCUUCCUUUCAUCCCUCCAUCGCUCCCUCUGCUCUCAUCCCAUAGUUUCAUUUGGCCUCCCUCUAUUCUCUGUCUUCUGAUCUGGGCCUGUGGAAAUAUGCACACCGUGGGUCAGAGGGGCGACGGACACACCGAACCAAACCAAACACACUGGCAUCUCAAACUGCUGUGGAAGAAGAAUCACUUGAUGGAUGU
Molecule: messenger RNA, 2308 nt
Organism: Onychostoma macrolepis
Lineage: Eukaryota; Metazoa; Chordata; Actinopteri; Cypriniformes; Cyprinidae
Gene: asf1bb
Product: anti-silencing function 1Bb histone chaperone
Exons: 4
Coding region: 479-1072 (197 amino acids)
Biological process (GO): DNA replication-dependent chromatin assembly
Cellular component (GO): nucleus
Molecular function (GO): histone binding
Source: RefSeq, a predicted model, not a curated record